AUGGCGACUCCUCCGCCAGACUCUUCGGCUGUGGAGAACAAACCUCAACCAUCACCCGCCGUCGAAGAGGUGACUCUCCAUGAGGACUUGCUAGGUGGCACCGCGGUUCUAGAAACCAAACCUGUCACGGUGAAGCUUCCUGAAACCAUGUCAGAGCCACAGGUAAAUCAAGCUGUUGUGGAUGAAAAUCAUCCCCUUUCGCCCGCUGUGACGGGUGAUGGGCUCCAUCAACCCCUGCCAAAUGGCGUGAAUGGUUCUGCUGAGGGAGCGGAUGCUUCAGCCAAUGAAGGAUAUCCCCCAAACUCCCCGCCAACAACACAGGAAACAGCUUCUUUAGCAGGACCGGAGGCAGCAGUCCCAACCUCCACAGCACCAGAGCCAGAACCUGUAUUGCAAACUGUGGCAGAUCUGCCAUCAUCUAACCAACCGGAGGAGGUGUUUGUUCCACUGACAGAAACACUCCCUGUUGUUGCUGAGAAUGAGGGCGUGAGUGAAGCUCCCAAACCAUCUUCGGAGCCUGCCAACGUGCUAUCGCCUUCUCCCCUCAAUUUCCAGCCAAUUCCAGAAAACUCUCCUGUAGACACGACAAUGAAAAAGCCAGAAGCUGCUCCUGCAAGUGAGCCACUUCCACCUUCUACGAGCGAAAAUCAGCGGUCACUACCCGUUAUUCAAAAGGAGCAUACUAUCACACCGCCGGAACCUCAAAAAGAGGAGAUCCCAUCACCUCCGGCUCCUCAAAAUGAAACUACCCCUGUUCCUGACAUCAUCCCUUCUCAACCCGUUCCUACCACGACGAACUUGCCUUCUCUUUCUCCACUGUCCCCUGGAAGUACAUCUGCGGCUAUGGCGGCCCUGGAGCAGGAAGCGGCACCUAAACCCGAGCCUGCUGAGCCUGCUGAGCCUGCCCCUGUAUCUGAAACUGUGAAGCCUUCACAGGUCGAGGAACAGCCACAGGAGGACCAAGAGAUGGUAGAUGCCCCCCCUGCACCACCAAGAAAGGUUUCACGGGAACGGGAAGAGGAUGUAGAUGAGGAACCCUCCUCAAAGCGUGCCAAGACAGAUGACUCUGCGCCUGCUGCGCCAGAAUUUAAAGUUCCUGAGCUUCCCACUCAAACCGCCGCCCCCGCAAGUGAGGCUUCUCAGCCGACAAGCCCUGUCACAAAAUUGCAGACAAGAUUUUUGACUCGAUGCCUUCAAGGCCUGAAACGUCUUCAUGACGCUAGAUUUUUCCGAGAGCCGGUAGACGCUGUUAAGCUGAAUAUUCCAAACUACCCCCUUAUCAUAAAGAAUCCUAUGGAUUUGCGAACCAUGGAAGAUAAGCUAAAGCAGGGAUCAUAUGCUUCAGUUGAUGCAGUUAUUGCGGAUUUCAACUUGAUGAUUGAGAACUCUGUCACGUUCAAUGGAGCCGACCAUGUGGUUAGCAUGGAAGGCCGAAAUCUCAAGCAGAACUUUGAGCGCCAUCUGUCUAAACUCCCCAAGGCAGAUGAAGUGGAAGUGACUCCUGCGGAAAAGAAGGCCAAGAAGACGGCUACUGCUCCUACUAAAACCCAGCCUGCCCGACGUGAGUCGAGAGGUUCUGCGGGCAAUAAUGCACGUCCUGCACCUGCUGUAUCUCCUACGACGACGUUUGCGCUUGGUCCUGAAGGACUGCCUCUCAUCCGUCGGGAUUCCAGCACUGCUGAUGGGAGGCCUAAGCGCUCGAUUCACCCUCCAAAAAAUCGCGAGCUACCCUAUAGCGCGAAGCCGAAAAAGAAGAAAUACCAAUGGGAGUUGAAAUUCUGCCAAGAAGUGCUUGACGAGCUUCACAAACCUAAACAUUAUCUCAUCGCUGCACCAUUCUACCACCCUGUUGACCCAGUUGCGCUGAAUAUUCCAACUUACCAUAGUGUAAUUAAGAAACCUAUGGAUCUGCAGACUGUCCAAACUAAGCUACGGACCGGUCAGUAUGAGAAUGCAAAGGAGAUGGAAGCUGAUAUCCGCCUAAUGUUCAAAAAUUGCUACAAGUUCAACAUCCCUGGAGAUCCGACAUUCAACGCUGGAAAAAGCAUGGAAGAAUUGUUUGACAACAAGUGGAGCCAGAAACGUCGUUGGAUCGAAGCUCACGAACCUACCUCCGGCCAUCAAAGCCCUGGCACGUCUGACAAUGGCAGUGAUUUUGAGGGUGAGGACAGUGAGGAAGACAAUGACCAGGAGAAAUUGAACCAGCUCCAGAAACAAAUUGCGGAGAUGUCUAAACAGGUCGAGGCGAUUACUCAAAAGAAAAAGAAGACCCCCCCAAGUAGCACAAAGAAAUCAAGCAAAUCGAAAUCCACCAAAAAGGAUACCGCCAAGAAAGGAUCUGGCGGCGGGACUGGUGGUGGUGCAUCUGGGAGGAAAGAUAACAAGAAGAGCGGUUCCAAGUCAAGCAAAUCUGAGAAGCAACACUGGGUUACGUAUCGCGAAAAGCAAAUUAUCUCUAACGGCAUCAGCAGUUUGCCUGAGAAGAGAAUGACGGAGGCCCUUAAGAUUAUUCAGUCAAACGUUCCAGGGUUAAAGGAUACCAAAGAAGCCGAAAUAGAACUUGACAUUGACGAACUACCCAAUGAAGUCCUCCUUGUCUUGCUCAAAUUUGUCAAGAAACAUGCUCCUGCAGCUAUGGAGAUUGAUGAACCGGAACCAGAUCCCGCGCCCAUCGUGGCGUCAUCGAAGCCCAAGAAGAAUAAGCCCAUGAGCAAGUAUGAGCAAGAGGCCCGUAUUAAUAGCAUCGAAGGUACUAUCUCUCGUUUCCAGGGGGGAGGUGGGAAAUCGCAACUUUCGCCUGAGCCUAUUCAAUCUGUUGAAGCCGCUGAAAGCAGUGAAGAUGACGAUGACUCCGAGGAGAGUGAAGAAGAGUAG
This is a messenger RNA of Paracoccidioides brasiliensis Pb18, 2874 nucleotides long. RefSeq lists its product as uncharacterized. The record is from RefSeq and is a predicted model, not a curated record. The transcript has 4 exons. Gene Ontology annotation, biological process: regulation of DNA-templated transcription; chromatin remodeling. Gene Ontology annotation, cellular component: nucleus; chromatin. Bases 1 to 2874 code for a protein of 957 amino acids.